GUGCCAUCCCAAAUGCAAAGUUCAGUGCGUGCAAAAUGGCAAGCAGGCACUGUCGGCGCCUGGGCCCGGCUGGCAUUCGCCGGAUUUUGCCGGGCUGCAGGGCAAACCAUUCGCGGCCUGCAGCCUCGUUGAAGCGGGAGUACGAUGCUGUCGUGAUCGGGGCAGGACACAAUGGACUAGUAGCUGCUGCUUAUCUGCAAAAGGGAGGGUUGAAAACAGUAGUGCUGGAGAGAAGAUACAUUGUGGGAGGCGCUGCAGUCACUGAAGAAGUCAUCCCAGGCUUUCACUUCUCCAGAGCCUCUUACCUGCUCAGUCUGCUGAGACCCCAGAUUUACACUGAGCUGGAGCUGAAGAAACAUGGCUUAAAAGUGCUUCUACGUGACCCCCAUUCCUUCACUCCAAUCCUGGAGGACAGCCAGGGUGGGCAAGUUCCUCGCUCGCUGUUGCUGGGGAACAACAUGGCUGAGACACAGAAACAGAUUGCCCAGUUCUCCCUAAAGGAUGCCCAGGCUUUUCCCAAGUAUGAGGCGUUUAUGAACCGCUUGGUGACAGCCAUUGACCCUCUACUUGAUAUCUGUCCAAUGGAUGUAGCUGCGCUCACCCAGGGCUCCUUGCGUCAGCGAUUCAGGGCCUUGGUGGGGUUGAGAGCCCUGUUCCGUGCGGGAUUUGCUUUGGGAAAACAACUUCCACAGUAUUAUGAGGUUCUCACAGCUCCCAUUUCCAAGAUUUUGGAUUUCUGGUUUGAAUCAGAGCCCUUAAAAGCAACAUUGGCCACAGAUGCGGUGAUUGGUGCCAUGGCUGGUCCACACACACCAGGCAGUGGAUAUGUUCUGCUGCACCAUGUCAUGGGAGGAGUAGAGGGGCGCAAGGGUGCCUGGGGUUAUGUGUCUGGUGGCAUGGGGGCACUUUCCAGGUCCUUGGCUCGUGCUGCAACUACAUUUGGGGCUGAGAUCUUUACUGAUAAGGCAGUUUCCCAGAUUCUCCUGAGUUCUGAUAAGAAGGUUCAAGGAGUUUGUCUCCAGGAUGGAACUGAAGUGAAGAGCCACUUGGUGCUGUCCAAUGCAUCUCCACAUCAGACCUUUUUGGAGCUGACUCCACAAGAGCAUCUGCCCUUGGAGUUUGUACAAAGAAUCUCACAGUUUGACACACGUUCUCCAGUCACCAAGAUCAAUGUGGCUGUGGAUCGGUUGCCCAAUUUUCUGGCAGUCUCAAACACUACCAGCAACGACCCCUUGCCCCACCAUCAAUGCUCCAUCCAUCUCAAUUGUGAAAACACUCAUGCCUUGCACCAGGCCUUUGAAGAUGCUUGCAAUGGGAGGCCCUCGAGAAGGCCCAUGAUUGAGAUGUGCAUUCCAUCGGUCUUGGAUCCUACCCUGGCUCCCCCAGGCUGCCAUGUGAUUUCACUUUUUACCCAAUACACCCCCUAUUUGCUUGCCGAAGAAAAACAGUGGGACUCCCGUGACCGAGAGGACUAUGCCAAUCAAGUAUUUGACAGUGUUGAAGCCUAUGCACCUGGGUUCAAGGCAUCCAUCAUUGGCAUAGAUGUUUUAACACCUCCAGACCUUGAGCAGAUCUUUGGCCUACCUGGUGGGAAUAUAUUCCAUGGAGCCAUGUCUUUGGAUCAGUUAUAUUUUGCCCGACCAGUGCCAUCUUACUCCAGUUACCAGUCUCCAAUCCAAGGCCUAUACCUCUGUGGAAGCGGUGCUCAUCCUGGAGGAGGUGUGAUGGGAGCAGUGGGACGCAAUGCUGCUAGAGUAGCCUUGGAGGAUUUCAAGAAUCUCUGAACCAAUAGGAUGAUUUACUGCAUUGGCUCAAAAAGAGAGAAAUCUGGGCAUUCUCCAACCCAAGCCUUUGAAAUGAACUCUCUUACCUUAGCAUUUGGGGGCCUGUUUUACUAGCGUCCUUUCAUAUUUUUUCAUCACAAAUUAUUCAAUAUACCACUACGAUACAUUUCUCCUGGAGUAGCAUGGUCACUAAGCAAGUAAGAGCCACUGCUGCUUCAUGUGGGACACAAAACAUGCUAUGAACACAAUGGCUGAGCUUUUCUGGCAAAUUUGUUUCAACUUUAUAAUCAACUAACAUGCUUCCCAUGUUGUAUUAUUUAACCAGGAGUUUGUCCCUCUAUCUUGUUCAACAACUUAUUCAUCUUCUUUGGAUCAUUGAAGGAAUGCACACAGCUUAUAGUUCUCCUGUAGUUAGAGGAACGCUUAGAGCCAUGCAGGAAGGAGAGCCCACGGGGUAGCUUUCUCUCCGGUUGAAUAAGCCAAUUAUACUGAGGUUCGUUUAGUUCAGAUUGUCUUGGACUGCUCUUUAGCAAUUUCUUUUCUUCCAAAACUCCCAGUGGUGCUAUUUAUCUUGCUUUUUGCUUCUUGACCUGUGAAAAUACGGCCAUUCUGAAAUGCUGCUCCUGAGAACCAGUUUAUAACAUAGAUGAUGAGUCAUGUUUUCCAGAAGAUCAAAACCAAGGCCAGUUUGUUACAAAAUCACCUCAGCAGAGGGUUAAGGAGAGUCUGCUGCCAUUCAUGUCAUCUAACCUUGUGCUCCCCAUCCAAAGCCAGAUAUGCCUGACUGAGCCAGCGUCCCAAAGAGUCAUAUUUCUCACUAGCAAAAAGCAGCUGCUUGCAAACACCUCUCUGCAAUCUGACUGCAAAUCCAGUCAGGAAAUGGCCAGAAGCCAGCUGCCCUUGCUGAUUCGGCCUCGGUUGGAUUUUCUGCACCAGCUAAUCUCAGUCACAAAGCAUGGGAGCCAGAAUACUUGGCUGCUAUCCGUUCCAUUCCAUUGAAAUCAGUGGGAAUAAAUCAGUUUAAAUCUAAUACUCCACCUCAGUUUUCCACAUGGAUUGCAAGCAAAAUGUGUUGACACAGUGAGGAAUGUCAGUAGCUCCCCUCCCUGUAUGUGAUGAAUGAAUUUCAUAUGAAGAACUGACGAUAAAAUCAUUGCCUACUAGAAAAUAUCCAGAGAUUAAUAAAGAGUUUGAAAAACGCC
Messenger RNA from Pantherophis guttatus, 2986 nucleotides. RefSeq names its product pyridine nucleotide-disulphide oxidoreductase domain 2 (gene PYROXD2). Lineage: Eukaryota; Metazoa; Chordata; Lepidosauria; Squamata; Colubridae. Gene Ontology annotation, molecular function: oxidoreductase activity. The record is from RefSeq and is a predicted model, not a curated record.